CAUCACGGCUCGACGGCUCACACGGCUACAUGAUGGUGAGGGGAUUGUUCCUCCUGGCAAACGGUAAUGCCUUUCAACACUUCUGGACCUGAUUGCAGCUUGGGUAGAGCUUGAUAAGACACCAAGGCAAGCUUCGAGCCAUUGCUGGCGAGCAACUCAAGUCUGACGCCUGUUUACUGGGCAACCGCAAACAUGGCCGACUUUACAGACAAGCUUCGGCCGGCUGAGCCUCAAGGUCCCAGUAUUCUGGCUCAAGAGAGAGCAGGAUCGAGCGUCAAUGUGGAACAGUUGGCACACCAUUUGCUCUCGCGGAAUGACUUCCUUCCGCGGCAAAAGAAGAUCUUGUCGAUACUGGAGCCGAUUCCUUACUUUUGCAAGAAGAACCAGUUGAACAUGGCCAGACCAGACCGAUACCAUCUCGGUCUUGCUCGAGCGAAGACGCUGAGAAGACUGUCCCUCAAGCAUGGCUGGGACCGCGACGACUAUAUCAUGGCCGACUAUCUGACGGAUGAGAUGGGCCCGUACGCCCUCCAAGCAACCAUGUUCGCCACCUCGAUUCGAGAGCAGUGCAACGACGAGCAGAAGGCAUACUGGCUGCCCAAGGUGGAAAACUGGGAGAUCAUCGGCUGCUAUGCCCAAACAGAGCUCGGUCAUGGCAGUAACGUCAAAGGCAUCGAAUGCGCAGCCAGGUGGGAUCCGAAGACCAAGGAGUUCAUCAUCCACAGCCCAACGAUCACGGCGAGCAAAUGGUGGAACGGCGCUCUGGGUCGUACAGCGAACCAUGCCAUCGUGGUUGCACAGCUAUUGCUGCCAGACUCGAAGACGGGGAAGUACAAGUCUUACGGACCGCAUCAGUUCAUCGUCCAGAUCAGAGACAUGAAAACGAACAAGCCACUUGAUGGGAUUGUGAUUGGCGAUAUCGGCCCCAAGUAUGGGUACCCGGGCAUGGAUAAUGGGUACAUGCUCUUCGAUCAAUUCAGGGUGCCUCAUUCAGCGCUUCUGUCCAAGUACUCUGGCGUCGACUCGGAGCAUGGCACUUACAUCAGGCCUGAAAACCCGGCUCUGGUGUACGGCUCAUUGACGUUCGUACGCGCUCAGAUCAUCAUGCACGCGCGCUUGGUCCUGGCCAGAGCUGUUACGGUUGCCGUCCGGUACCUGUCCAUACGCCGGCAGUUUGCCGAUCGUGAUGCCAAAGACGCCGGUGCCCCUGAGCAGGCUGUGCUAAAUUAUCCGACUGUCCAGAUUCGCAUUCUGCCUUUGCUGGCAACCACUUUUGCGCUGCAUUACACCGGCGAGGCGAUGUACAAAUUGUACUAUGGCACUCGCGAGGCGAUUGAGAAGAGCGGAGACUUCUCUAGAUUGGCCGAAAUGCAUGCUGCAUCCUCUGGUCUCAAGUCCUUGUGCACGACGCUUGCCGCGGAUGGUAUUGAGACCUGCCGUCGCGCCAUGGGUGGUCAUGGUUUCGGAGGCGGAAGUGGCAUGAUCGCCCUCAAUAAUGAAUAUCUGUCCAAGCCGACGGUGGAAGGGGACAACUGGAUGAUCACGCAGCAGACUGCGGCGUACUUGAUCAAACGAAUGACAGAAGUCGUGAAGAAGCCGGACAUGAACCCCAACGAGACGGUCGACGUGCAGUUCCAGCAGUUCAUGACCAGCAGAGGUAGGUUACACGACUAUGAUAUUCUUGGACACGAGAGCGAGCUCGUCAAGGCGUUCAAACAUCGAGCCUCGCAUCAGUCAUACCAAGCGUACCAUGCAAGAGUGGUCGAGAAGAAGCCGUGGACCAGCAUGAUGAUCCAACUGCACCGACUGAGCCGGGCACAUUCCGAGAGUCUGCUCGUGUCGAACUUUUACACCGCCGUGUUUGAGUCGACGCCCAACCCGCCCCUUGAUGCCACUGCCAUCGGCGUCAUGAAGACACUAUUCAAGCUGUUCGCACUGUUUACGCUCGACGCGUCUGCGUCCGAGUUCCUGCUCAGCAAGGCACUGUCUGUAGACCGUCUGGCAUCAGUCACGCCGGCGAUUCAGGACUUGAUGGCACAGGUCCGGCCACAUGCUGUCCGGUUGGUGGAUGCAUGGUCCAUCCCGGAUUAUCUCCUUGAAAGUGCCCUGGGCAGCUACGAUGGCGAUGUGUACAACAGGCUCUUCCACAAAGCUCACAAGGAGAAUCCGUUGAACAAAUUGACGUUCAACCCGGACUGGAAGAGCGAGGAGAUAGUCAUGGGUGAGGGCGAAGCAAAUGCACGGAGGAGACUGGAGGCACUGGCCCUAGGUAUGAUGGGUCAUGAGCAGUCUGAGAGUGUCAAGGCGAAGUUGUGACGGAGAUGGCAGUAAAUAUCGGGGGCAUCAUGGGGCCA
Messenger RNA from Exophiala xenobiotica, 2354 nucleotides. RefSeq lists its product as uncharacterized. The coding region runs from base 193 to 2316 and encodes 707 amino acids. NCBI's taxonomy places the organism in Eukaryota, Fungi, Ascomycota, Eurotiomycetes, Chaetothyriales, Herpotrichiellaceae. Gene Ontology annotation, cellular component: peroxisome. The record is from RefSeq and is a predicted model, not a curated record. Gene Ontology annotation, biological process: lipid homeostasis; fatty acid beta-oxidation using acyl-CoA oxidase. Gene Ontology annotation, molecular function: fatty acid binding; FAD binding; acyl-CoA oxidase activity. The transcript has a single exon.